Symbiodinium natans is the source of this 1776-nucleotide messenger RNA. The record is from the annotation of a GenBank genome assembly. Lineage: Eukaryota; Dinophyceae; Suessiales; Symbiodiniaceae.
AUGAUAAAGCCAGAUGAUGUGCCACCGCAGCUGCAGACGCAGGCCUCCUUUGCGCUUGGACUGGACCUCGCACUGGACAACCCGGAGCUCAAUCCGAGCUUGAGCAGAAUAGAAUCCGAGGGCCCAAGUGGUAUACAGGGCAGCAUCUCACAGGCGGCGAGUUACCCAAAGGAAUGGUCCUGGCGCCGAGUGUUCAUAGCCACCUUGUUGACUAGCAUGUAUUUCGACAUGGUGAUCGGGAUCUUGGUGAUGGUCAACAUUGGCCUUAUCGUGCACCAAACGAACCAAUCAGGCUUGGGCAUGCCAUCUGAUUCCUCGAUCGAUUUGGCCAAUGUUGUGUUUCUGAUCCUCUACACGGUGGAAGCCUUGCUUCGGCUCUAUGCAUUCCGGUGUGAUUUUUUCCGGUCCUACUGGAACUUGCUGGACGCCUUCAUCCUGGCUUCCGACUGGAGCCUGCAGAUCAUCAAUUGGACAGUGACUGGAGAUGCCAUUCCCGACUCGGAUUUCUUCAAGGCCUUACGAGUCAUUCGGGCGCUUCGAGUUUUGCGAAGUAUCCGCACCCUUCACCUGUUUCGCGAGCUCUACAUCAUGCUCUAUGGCUUCCUAAAUGCCUUGAAGGCCAUUGGCUGGGCCGCGGUACUGCUGCUCGUUAUGCUGCUCAUAUUGGGUAUCGUGGCGGUUGAGAUGGUGCAUCCUUUGGCCCAGGCGCUGCACAAGGAAGGGGUCUACGGAGACUGUGAGCGGUGCCCUCGCGCGUUCGAAACUGUCUGGAUGUCAGCCCUUACGUUCUGGCAGCAGAUUGUUGCUGGGGAUUCGUGGGGAAGGGUAACUAUUCCAAUCAUGGAGCGGUACCCACUAACGACCCCCUACUUCGCCAUGGUCUUCAUAACAAUUGACUUGGGCCUUCUCAACCUGAUCUUGUCCGUCAUCGUUGAUAAAGCCCAUCAAGCUCAGCAGGAAGACAUCAAGUUCCAGCUCACGCAGCGGCAGGCAGCCUUCGAGAUGGCGAAGCGGAGUCUUCUGCAUUUGUGCCAGCUCUUGGAUGACGACAACAGCGGGUCCUUGUCUUUCGAGGAGCUGCUGGAGGGCUACGACAAGUUGCCUGAGUUCCAGGAGCAGAUGCGUCUGAUGGAUGUGGAGAGAGAGGACAUGCAGUCUCUAUUCCGGGUCCUGGAUGAGGAUGGUUCUGGUGAUAUUCAAUAUGAAGAGUUUGUUGAGCAGGUGGUGAAGAUGAGAUCACAGGACACUACUCUAAGCCUGCUCUUCCUUCGCAGCCAGAUGAAGGACAUGAAGCACUAUGUGCAAUCACUGGAUGAAAAGAUUGACAAGGUUCGACAUGACAUCAGAAAGUCCACGAUGGGAGGGUCAAUGAAGAUUACGGACAGCCAGUCCAGCGCCGUUUCGUCAUAUUCGAGAUCUGUGGCCACGCAAACCGACGGUGAGCCGGACCGGCCGGACCUGAGCCUGACCCCUGGCAAACCGCUUGAGGCAGCUGGUCACCCAGCUGGUCUCCCUUUCUCGGGAGAUACUGCUGCCCUGCAAGCGCACAUCAGGAGUUUGCGGGAGACAGCAUUGUACCUGGAGCGUGUGGCUCAAGGGCAGAAUGGGCACCUUGAGACUUUCGUUCCCGAUGCUCCGCGGCCAAUGGCGCGCGGCCCACCACAGAACACGGAUGGCAGCCAGCCGUUUUCUCUGGCAGAACGCUGCUGUUCACCUCCUCCACGGCAGAGACCUGAAAGAUUUGUCGAACCGAAGCCAAAGCACAGCAGGGUGUGA